Molecule: messenger RNA, 1293 nt
Organism: Cryptomeria japonica (Japanese cedar)
Lineage: Eukaryota; Viridiplantae; Streptophyta; Pinopsida; Cupressales; Cupressaceae
Product: F-box/FBD/LRR-repeat protein At5g56420-like
Exons: 2
Coding region: 1-1293 (430 amino acids)
Molecular function (GO): protein binding
Source: RefSeq, a predicted model, not a curated record
AUGGGCGCUCUCUGUAGUUUCCCCAUUCCGCAUAGUAAUUGCAGACACAAGCUAAGAGAAAGUAAGACAUCAGCAGGGACAAGGUUAAUGGUAAGAGCAUCCGCAACAGAUAGGUUAUCUGCAUUAUCAGAUGAUGUUCUUUUAAAUCAUAUUUUGUCAAAGAUUUCUUACAGAGAUGUUGUACGGUCUUCCCUACUCUCGCAAAGAUGGCGAUUCUUGUGGAGGAAAAUACCCAUCCUCAAAUUUUGUAGCGAAGAUUUUGAGAAACAAAAGGAUGACAAAAUACAGGCCAUAAUUAACAAUGCUCUGCUCCACCUGGAUGCUCGUCUUCACAAUUUGUGUCUUCAAGUUGCCUUGGAUGAUCCAAAGGCUGUCGAUCUGAACAAUUGGAUUCGUCUUGCAGCUGAAAAACAGGUGGAACGCAUGGAACUACAAAUCACUCGUAGAUAUCGAAAGACGAGGUUUAAAGCUUCUUCCAUCGCGGAGCUUGGGGACUCUAUUUUUAGGUGUGACAACCUCACCACCAUAAUAGUGAAUAACAUCGAUUUUCCCAAGGUACCCACUAAUUUUGGGAUUUUGCGAUCAUUGAAAACAAUUUAUUGUGUGGAUAUUUGGAAUGUGGAUGAUGCUAUGUUUGAAGGAUUCAUGGACUUGUGCCCACAUCUUCAAAAUUUGAUGAUUUCCGGUUGUUUCGGGUUGAAAAACUUGAAUUUACGUUCUUCCAAUCUCACGUACCUAAAUCUAGGAAUUCUAAGACCUGAUAUAUCUCUGGAGAUAGCUUGCCCGCGCUUGAUGGAAAUCAGCCUUAUGGAUUAUGGGCCAUUCACAGGGCUUAAAUUACUACAAGGAAUUUCAAGAGCGGAAUCUGUUAAAAAAAUUGUUCUUCAAAAUUACAAUACAGGCAAUGCCGUUAAUCGAGGAAUUCCCAGUGUUACUGUUCUUAACAGUUUUCCUAUGCUUGAAGAGUUGACAAUACAUGGCCAGUGUUUCCAGGAGAUGAUAUCAGGUGAGAUUUCAGUAGCAGAGGUGACAUUGCCAAAUUUGAAGAUGGUGCAUGCUCAUAUUGGGGCAGAUAAGGGUGGACAGGCGGUGAUUUUUCUUGGUUUUCUUCUUAAAAAUGGUCCAUUAUGUGUAACAAGGGUUUUUCUUCCUAAACGCUGCCCUAGAAUCAUGAGAAACAAAUUGAUCGAUUUGGAAAAGGAUAUCUCAAAAUCAAGGUUGUUCACUGCCACAGGAAGAUGGCCAAUGAAUCCAACAGACACUUGUGACUUGUGUGAUCAUUACAGAGUUUAG